AUGGAUAGUGAAAAAUUACAAAAGAAGGAUACACUCACGCGUAAUGAAACUACAUACCUAACGAAAUUGAAAGAUGACCUUGAUUUUAUGAUACGAAAUAACAUUGGAAAGGUGGAUGAAAAUAAGGAUGAGACUUCUCUUGAGAUAUUAGGUAAAAAAAGUAUAUUUUAUGACCCAGAUUGGAACAAGGAAGGAAUAGCACCUCCAGGUUGUAAAAAUGUUAAAUAUAAUGAAAUGACAUUUAGAAAAGGAAAAACUACAACUCCUAGACUUUGUGGCUUGAAUGAUAUUCAGCUUCCCUAG
Messenger RNA from Maudiozyma barnettii, 303 nucleotides. RefSeq names its product Aim4p (gene AIM4). The record is from RefSeq and is a predicted model, not a curated record. The transcript is spliced from 2 exons. The coding region runs from base 1 to 303 and encodes 100 amino acids. NCBI's taxonomy places the organism in Eukaryota, Fungi, Ascomycota, Saccharomycetes, Saccharomycetales, Saccharomycetaceae.